Molecule: messenger RNA, 2949 nt
Organism: Lampris incognitus (smalleye Pacific opah)
Lineage: Eukaryota; Metazoa; Chordata; Actinopteri; Lampriformes; Lampridae
Product: probable ribonuclease ZC3H12C
Exons: 5
Coding region: 1-2949 (982 amino acids)
Cellular component (GO): cytoplasmic ribonucleoprotein granule; nucleus
Molecular function (GO): mRNA binding; metal ion binding; RNA endonuclease activity
Source: RefSeq, a predicted model, not a curated record
AUGGGCCUGAAGGACCAUGUGGAAAAUGAAGCAGGCCACAUCCUCGACCUGGGGUCGGAUUUGGAGUACCUCCACGUAGAAGGGGCCGACCGCCAGGCUGGCAGCGCCACCGGGCCCCCUGCUAUGGAGGAGCAGGGGGAGAACUCCGGAAACAGCAGCGCUGCCAGCUCCUCCCCUCCCAGGGAGGCGGAGGAGAACGCCGGGUCCGAAGCCAAAUUCGAGUCCCAGGUGAGCUCCGACGCCACCGUCGUUACGGGCCUGGACCCAGAGGUCGGAGAGGGUGAGUUGGUGCAGAGUAAGAACACCCACCAGCCGCUCUGUCGGACCCAGUGUGUGGACUUGGGGACUGAGGGUCCUCCCGAGCUGCCGUCUGAAGAGCCAUGUGAGCCCGUGCAUGAUACUCCCUCUAGUCCCCCAUCCAAGUGCACAUCAGAGCCCCCACCCGACGCUUCUCCAUCAGAGCCUGAAUCCCAGGUUGGGUCCGGGGAAGCGCCAGGGACCGAGUCCAUAGUGAAGGAGUACCAGGCAAAGCUGGAGUUUGCCCUGAAGCUGGGCUACUCUGAGGAGACUGUGCGACUUGUGUUGUCCAAAAUGGGCCCGGACACCCUCAUCAAUGACUUACUGGGGGAGCUGGUCAAACUCGGCACCAAGUCAGACAGUGAGUCGUCAGCUGGAUCCACAGCGUCUACCUCAUCCUCCUCAUCCUCCUCUUCCUCCUCUUGUGUUUGCUCUGAUUCACUGGAGGGCCAGCGGUCAGACUCGCCCUGUCCAGGAGACUCUCUGUGCGACCAGGACAACUUGCGCCCCAUAGUGGUGGAUGGAAGUAACGUAGCUAUGAGCCAUGGCAAUAAGGAGGUUUUCUCCUGCCAUGGCAUCCAGCUGGCUGUUGAUUGGUUCCUGGAGCGCGGUCACCAUGACAUCACGGUGUUCGUGCCAGCAUGGAGGAAAGAGCAGUCACGUCCAGACGCCCCCAUAACAGACCAGGAGAUCCUGCGUCGCCUGGAGAAGGAGAAGAUCCUGGUGUUCACCCCAUCGCGACGCGUCCAGGGCCGCCGUGUGGUCUGCUACGACGACCGCUUCAUUGUCAAGCUGGCCUACGAGUCGGACGGCAUCAUCGUGUCCAACGACAACUACCGCGAUCUGGCCAACGAGAAGCCCGAGUGGAAGAAGUUCAUCGACGAGAGGCUGCUAAUGUACUCCUUCGUCAAUGACAAAUUCAUGCCCCCAGACGACCCGCUCGGCCGCCAUGGCCCAAGCCUGGACAACUUCCUGAGGAAAAGACCCGUCAUGCCCGAGCAGAAGAAGCAGCCUUGCCCAUACGGAAAAAAGUGCACUUACGGCCACAAGUGUAAAUAUUACCACCCCGAGAGGAGCGCUCAGCCCCAGCGGGCCGUGGCAGACGAGCUGCGCGCCAGUGCCAAGACCUGCGUCACCGCCAAGAACCAGGCUGAUGGGGGCCUGGUGAAGAGCCACAGUGUGCCAGCCGGCACCGUUGACGCCAAAAAGGGCGCCCCGAAAAGACAGUCAGAUCCGAGCAUCCGCGCUCUGUCGUACAGCGACGCUGAGGAGAAGCUGUUGGCUAAAGGAAGAGGGGAGGUCAACAAGAGCUGCAGCGGUGGCACUAGUAGUAGUAGUAGUUGUAGCAACAGUAGUAGUAAUAGUAGUGGCAGCGGGAGUAUAACCAUGUCUCCCGCCCCAGGAGGCCCCCCAUCUGGCCUCAGCCUGCCCCAGGACCAGCUGAUCAGAGCGGCCACUCCACACGGGCUCCUACCAGCCCCUGGCCAUGACCUUUACCCUCACUGUGAGUCCCCAGAUCUGAGCUACUACUCAGUAGCGCGUGCCUACUCUGGCCUGAGCCUCUCCACCCGACGGAGCCCCGACUGUCGCUUCCCCAAUGACACAGACCUGCGGCUGGGCUCGAUGGGCUCAGCAGGCUCUGACUGCGGCAGUGAGGGAAGUAUCAGCUGCAGUAGCAGCUGCGACUUGUAUAGCGAGAGGGCGUGCCCCGGAUGCCCCACUGACGCUUUGUUGGAGGAUGGUCUCCAUUACACUAACCACCACAGCCGGCUGUAUCCCCAUCACGCCACAGGCGCUCAUGAUGCCCGGGGUCUUCACCCUGCCGAUUACGCCAGCAUCCAACAAAGCCACGCAUCCAGCCCCGGAGUACACGGCUACCACCUGAGCAUGGCCUGCGGGCAAAGCUGCGGCCAUGAUCAGCCCUCAGACGCUCUCCCGAAACGGCCCCUAUACCCCUUGCCCCCUCACCUCCAGCACCAGCCAUUGGCUGCCCGCUCUAGCUGCCCGGGGGACUACCACUCCCUGCCUCAGACCAACCCCCACCCCCCAGGGUCCCCACUGGGUCGCUGCCUGGCCCCGACACGAGCAGAGAGCGUGUCGGACUCGCAUCUGUAUGAACACCUCUCCAGCCCCCACCACCGCCUCCACCAACGACAGAAGGCUUUGUGCAGCUGGGACUCGUACUACAGGCAGGCCCCAUCGCAGCAGUCCAGAUACGAACCGUCUGCCUACCAGAGUUUACCGGACACACGCCAGUCAUCCUGGCCCGCCCCCCACUGGGCACAGGACCGCUAUGCCCAACACCACUCCUCCCACCCUGCCCUCCACCCCUCCCCAACACACUACCUCAACCUCCCGCCACCCCCAGACCACUCCCAUCUGCCCACCACGUCGCUCUCCCCUUACCCGCCCCCGGCCACUCACCUCACACUGCCCCCAUCUCAUGCCCCACCCACUUCCUAUAUGCUCCACCACUCCGAAUCCCCUGCGCAUUCUCAUUACGGCAACAUGAGGGAGAAGGUGUUUGUCAACCUGUGCAACAUCUUCCCCUCGGAGCUGGUGAGCCGGGUGAUGGCCAGGAGCCCCCAUGUCUCAGACCCUCAGCAGCUGGCAGCUGCCAUAUUGGCAGAAAAAGCCCAGACUGGCUACUGA